GGAAAAAAAAAAGAGGGACAAUUUUGACAAAGAAAAAUGAACGAAAUAGCUUAGGUCCUUAGGAGAAUUUUUGUAUGAAGCUUGAGAGCUAAUUUCUCCGUGAAUUUAUCUCGUCGACUUUUCUCAGAAAAAAAAAGUUUGAAACUUUAUUGGUCUCUCUGGUCAAAAUUUGGUUUGGUUGAGCGCACCGACGACAAUCGCAUUAAGCUCUUUUGUCAAAUUGGGAUCUGGCCGCAAUCAUUAAUACCAACUCUUCUCCUUUUGUGCUGGCUCUUGUUUUCUCGAAACGUGUAAUCAUCUGGAGGCACAUUGUCGAAGCUUUUAUUGAAUUGGCCUCGUUCAGCGAAAUUGCGUCGAAGUCAGCUCCAAAAUUCUAGAAUUUCGAUCAGGGUUGUUGAUUUUUUUUUUUGUUCUGUGUGUUAAAAGUUUCGAUCUUGAUCGAAUUUCAGCAGAAGGGUCUGCAUUGAAAAGCUGUAAAAUCGUCCUACUGUUAUAUUGGCGAAUUUGAUCUGUAAGUUUUGGCCUUUUUGGAGUAUCUGAUGAAAUGAGAAGCAAUAGAUAUGCUUGGAAUGAUUCGAGGAGGAAUGGGUAAUCAGAAUUGGGCUCGUUUAGUUUUUUGGUUGAUUCUGCUUUCUGGGUUCUUGGUGAUCACCUUGGAAGAGAAUUCAGAAAAAGAUGAGACUUUUCGAAGUCAAUUCAUGGCUCCAUCAACAGGGGAGGUCAAUGAACACAUGGUAGAAACAGCAUGGGCGCAGCGUUGUUGGCAAGAUUCAGAUUGUGUGAAGGAAGCUGUCACAGUAUUCAAUUUAUGUUUCACAGGAUCAAAUGAUAUUUGGGAGCUAUUUGAUUUGAAGCAUUCCCAUCUGAAGCAGACUCUUCUUGACUGUAUCCAAGUACAAGGAAAGUUAAAUGGUCAUAACCUCAAGUAUCUCGAGCUCUCAUCAUCUAUGCUUGAUACUCCGAGGAGAAAUCUAGCUUCUAAACCUGUCUCAUCCCUUUCUCCUUCCCCUUCCCCUUCUCCUGCCCGUCCUCCUAAGCGUAGUCGACGCCCACCAAGAUCUCCAUCUCCGCGGAGUUCAUUUUCUCCACCGUCGAGAUCCCCUCCUCCUUCUCCUGCUAAGAAAAACGGUUCUAAAAACUCAACUUCAGGACCUGCUUCAUCUGCCAAAAGAAAAGAGGACCAUCAGAAUACAAUCAUCAUCGCGGUUGUUGUGACUGCAGUUUCAACGUUCUUGCUUGCUGCAUUGUUCUUCUUAUGCUGCACCAGGGUUUGUGGAAAAGGUUCAGGACGCAGGAAAAACGAUGAACGGCCUCUCCUCAGUUUAAGCAGUAGUGAUUACUCUGUUGGUUCCUCCCUCAACUAUGGUGGUGGUUCUGUCAAAGGAGAUAAACUGGGUCAUCAAUCUUUUAACAUAUACUCAAACCAAGGAAAAAUGACGUCUUUCGAUGGAAGUAACUCUGACAAUUCGGAUUCGUUAGAAGAAAGGUUGUCACACGAAGGGAUACGUAAUAAUGGUAUCAGCAAUCACGGGAUUCCGCCUUUGAAGCCUCCACCUGGAAGAAUAGCUUCUGUACUUUCAGGGAGGCCUCCUUCUGGAAAAGUGGAGCCUCUUCCACCGGAACCACCCAAAUUCCUUAAGGUAUCCUCAAAAAAGGUUUCUCAGGCUUCUCCUCCACCGCCGCCAGCUCCAGCACCAGCACCAGCACCAGCACCAGCACCGCCAAUGCCAUCUUCUGCUGGUCCUCCACGACCACCUCCUCCUGCUCCUCCACCUGGUUCUGGUGGGCCUAGGCCACCACCUCCUCCUGGACUAAAAGGACCACGUCCACCUCCACCGAUGAGCCUGGGACCGAAAGCUCCCCGACCGUCUUCUGGGCCAGCAAAUUCAUCAGAUGAUGAUGCUCCCAAAACAAAGCUGAAGCCAUUUUUCUGGGAUAAAGUGCAAGCGAAUCCAGAGCAUUCAAUGGUUUGGAAUGAUAUAAGAUCCGGAUCAUUCCAGUUCAAUGAAGAGAUGAUAGAGUCGUUAUUUGGAUAUGCAGCUGCAGACAAGAAUAAAAACGAAAAGAAGGGUGGCUCUGGACAAGCUGCUUCACCUCAGUUUGUUCAAAUUCUUGAACCAAAGAAAGGACAAAAUCUAUCGAUUCUCUUGCGUGCUUUGAAUGCGACAACUGAAGAAGUGUGUGAUGCCCUUCGUGAAGGAAAUGAGCUUCCUGUAGAAUUCAUCCAGACUCUGUUAAAGAUGGCACCAACACCAGAAGAAGAAUUAAAGCUUAGAUUAUACUGUGGUGAAAUAGCUCAACUUGGAUCAGCUGAACGAUUCCUGAAAGCAGUAGUUGAUAUCCCUUUCGCUUUCAAGCGUCUAGAGGCACUUCUAUUUAUGUGUACACUCUAUGAAGAAAUGGCCUUUGUAAAAGAGUCGUUUCAGACAUUGGAGGUUGCUUGUAAAGAACUUAGGGGAAGCCGGCUGUUCCUGAAGCUCCUAGAGGCGGUUCUUAAGACCGGAAACCGAAUGAAUGAUGGUACAUUUAGGGGCGGUGCUCAAGCUUUCAAGCUGGACACUCUUUUGAAAUUAGCAGACGUGAAGGGAACUGAUGGGAAAACAACGCUCCUCCAUUUCGUUGUUCAAGAGAUAAUCAGGACUGAAGGUAUGAGAGCUGCGCGUACUAUCAGAGAGAGCCAAAGCUUCUCUAGUGUCAAAACAGAGGAUCUGAUGGCAGAGGAAACCUCUGAAGAGAUGGAAGAGAAUUACCGCAAUCUUGGGCUUCAAAAAGUCUCAGGCUUGGGCAGCGAGCUUGAACACGUGAGGAAAUCUGCAAACAUCGAUGCUGAUAGUUUAACAGGGACUGUUCUCAAAAUGGGCCACGCUUUGACGAAAGCUCGAGACUUUGUCAACUCAGAGAUGAAGAGUUCAGGGGAGGAAAGUGGGUUUCGUGAAGCCCUUGAAGAUUUCAUCCAAAACGCUGAAGGAAGCAUCAUGUCGAUUCUCGGGGAAGAGAAGAGGAUAAUGGCUCUGGUGAAAAGUACAGGGGACUACUUCCAUGGCAAAGCUGGAAAAGACGAAGGGUUGCGUCUGUUUGUGAUUGUGCGAGAUUUCUUGAUAAUCUUAGAUAAGUCUUGUAAGGAAGUCAGAGAAGCACAAGCAAGACCCGUAAGGAUGGCCAGAAAACAGAGCUCAACAGCUUCAGCUUCUUCUGAAACUCCAAGACAACCGCCUUCGUUAGAUCCUAGACAGAAGCUGUUUCCAGCUAUUACAGAGAGACGCAUGGAUGAGUCUAGUUCAGAUUCAGACUAAAAAAAAAAUACAAUCUUGGGUCUUGUUACUUGUUAGGACAAAUCAUCUGCGGUUUCGCUGAGAGCUUCUUAUGAUCAUUUUUCUGGUGGGAGUGGAAUGGCUUCAAACUCGCAGAGAUGUCAGGUUUUAGUCACUAAUAGUCAGAUGAACAAUCAGAAAGGAGUAAAAGCCAUGGGAGUCACACUCUUUAGCUUGUACUAACAUUGUCAUCUUUAGUUUUAGAAACACACAUCUUCAUUCCCUUAUCCUUGAAUCUUGUUGGCCAUAGAAGAGUAAUCAUUUUGUGUUUAUCUUUGUAACAUUAUUAUCAAUUGAUUUAUACAUUCAGAUUGAAUUGCAACCCGAAGCAACCCAACUUUUAAAUUCAAAAGUGCCAAGAGUUUGUUGAUGACGAGAAAGAAGCUCUAUGAAUCUCACUAAUUUGUAAAAUGUAGUUCAGAAACAUGUUUGCUAGUUUUAGUAAAAUACUUUGAUAUAUUCACACAAAGUGAAACAAGAUGGCCUAAAAACAAUAGAAGAGGCGAUUGAAAUGCAGAGAAAACAAAACGGUUCUAGCUACUUAUUAGUUAUUUGAUCUUGAAGUGAGAAACAGAAGAAGAAAGAAACGUGUUUCUAAUACAUCUUGUGUUAAAGAUCUAAUCUUCCUGUGGCUUCGAGGGUCCAGACUUCUUGGGAAGAAGGAGAUUGUGGAUGUUGGGCAUCACUCCUCCAUUGGCAAUGGUCACAUCACCAAGAAGCUUGCUUAGCUCCUCAUCGUUUCUCACGGCGAGCUGGAUGUGACGAGGAACGAUACGGGUCUUCUUGUUGUCUCUUGCUGCGUUUCCAGCGAGUUCAAGAACCUCGGCGGCCAGAUACUCGAGGACAGCGGCGAGAUAAACCGGAGCACCAGCUCCGACACGUUCGGCGUAUUUUCCGGCUUUGAGGAAUCGAGCGAUACGACCCACCGGAAAUUGAAGCCCAGCCUUGCUGCUCCGAGAUGUGGCUUUCUUCGCCGCACCGGAUCCAAGAGUUUUUCCGCGACCUGCCAUUUUCAACAACCACGGAGCUUUUCUAGCGAAAUUUUCUGGGAGAAAAAGGGAAGGAGCAAAACUGAAAAUUCUCUUGACGAAGUAACAAGGAUU
Thlaspi arvense is the source of this 4414-nucleotide messenger RNA. NCBI's taxonomy places the organism in Eukaryota, Viridiplantae, Streptophyta, Magnoliopsida, Brassicales, Brassicaceae. The record is from the annotation of a GenBank genome assembly.